Anguilla rostrata (American eel) is the source of this 2619-nucleotide messenger RNA. RefSeq names its product chaperonin containing TCP1, subunit 3 (gamma) (gene cct3). The transcript is spliced from 13 exons. The record is from RefSeq and is a predicted model, not a curated record. Gene Ontology annotation, cellular component: chaperonin-containing T-complex. Gene Ontology annotation, biological process: protein folding. Gene Ontology annotation, molecular function: ATP-dependent protein folding chaperone; ATP hydrolysis activity; ATP binding. Lineage: Eukaryota; Metazoa; Chordata; Actinopteri; Anguilliformes; Anguillidae. The coding region runs from base 130 to 1998 and encodes 622 amino acids.
ACAGCUAUACAUCAGAAGUUCUACAUCUCUUAUUGGUUAAUACCAUCCAGAAGGCCCUCCCAAGCAACGCUCCAUCUUUCUCGUGCUGCAAAGAAGGUUCGAGGCGGUUGUGACACACGCGCAGUCAAAAUGAUGGGCCGACCGGUACUCGUGCUGAGCCAGAAUAUGAAAAGGGAGUCUGGCAGAAAAGUCCAGACGGGGAACAUCAACGCAGCCAAGACCAUAGCUGAUGUGAUCAGGACAUGCCUUGGCCCCAGAGCUAUGAUGAAGAUGCUGCUGGAUCCCAUGGGCGGGAUUGUGAUGACCAACGAUGGCAACGCUAUCCUGAGAGAGGUGAGGCUCUCGUUCCCUGCAGCUGGGUGUGGUCAGAGCUCUGAUUGGUCGAGGGUGUCCCUGCAUUUAAUGUGUGACCGUGUCAUGUUCCAGUUGGCCACUAUUGUUUGUGAAAUUGAACUGAAGUGUUUAUUAGUCUUUAUCAUAAUGGUUGCUCUAAUUUGGCAGAUUUUUUUCAAAAAUGUAAAAAAAAUUCACAGCAGGAGAAUGAACUUCUGGAGGAGCAGUCUGUGCUUACGGUACUCUGACCUUUCUCCCUGCCUCCCUCCCUGUCUCUCCUUCUGUUUCUCUCUCUCUCUCUUUCUUUCUCUCUCCUUCUCUCUCCACCCCCCAGCGGGUGAGAUGCUCUCUGUGGCCGAGCAGUUCCUGGAGCAGCAGAUGCACCCCACGGUGGUGAUCAGUGCCUACAGACAGGCCCUGGACGACAUGCUCAGCAUGCUCAAGGACAUGAGCACCCCUGUGGACACCGACGACAGGAAGAUGAUGCUGCAGAUCAUCAACUCGGCCAUCAACACCAAGGCGCUGAACCGCUGGGCAGACCUGGCCUGCAACAUCGCGCUGGACGCCGUGCGCACCGUGGAGCUGGAGGAGAACGGCCGCAAGGAGAUCGACAUCAAGAAGUACGCCAAGGUGGAGAAGAUUCCCGGCGGGUACAUCGAGGACUCGUGCGUGCUGAAGGGCGUGAUGGUGAACAAGGACGUGACGCACCCGCGCAUGCGACGCCUGAUUAAGAACCCGCGCAUCGUGCUGCUGGACUGCUCCCUGGAGUACAAGAAGGGCGAGAGCCAGACGGAUAUUGAGAUCACGCGUGAGGAGGACUUCGCCCGCAUCCUGCAGAUGGAGGAAGAGUACAUCCAGCAUCUCUGUGAGGAAAUCAUCUGCCUGAAACCCGACCUGAUCUUCACCGAGAAGGGCAUCUCAGACCUGGCCCAGCACUACCUGGUGAAGGCCAACAUCACCGCCAUCCGCCGCGUCAGAAAGACCGACAACAACCGCAUCGCCAGGGCGUGCGGGGCGCGCAUCGCCAGCAGGACGGACGAGCUGAGGGAGGAAGACGUCGGGACCGGGGCGGGCCUGUUCGAGGUGAAGAAGAUCGGGGACGAGUACUUCACCUUCAUCACCGAGUGCAAGGACCCCAAAGCCUGCACCAUCCUUCUGAGGGGCGCCAGCAAGGAGAUCCUGGCGGAGGUGGAGCGUAACCUCCAGGACGCCAUGCAGGUGUGCCGCAACGUGCUGCUGGACCCCAGCCUCUUGCCCGGGGGCGGGGCCGUGGAGAUGGCCGUGUCCCACCGCCUGAUGGAGCGCUCCCGCGCCCUCACCGGGGUGGAGCAGUGGCCCUACCGCGCCGUGGCCCAGGCCCUGGAGGUCAUCCCCCGAACCCUCAUCCAGAACUGCGGGGCCAGCACCAUCCGCGUGCUCACCUCUCUCAGAGCGAAACACACCCAGGAGGGGAACGGGACGUGGGGGGUGAACGGGGAGACGGGGACCCUGGCGGACAUGACGGAGCUGGGCAUCUGUGAGCCGCUGGCCGUCAAGGCCCAGACUUACAAGACCGCAGUGGAGACGGCCAUUUUGCUGCUGCGCAUCGAUGACAUCGUGUCCGGGCACAAGAGGAAGGGCGAUAAGGGAGGAGAGGGAAUGACUGGAGGACAGGGUGCAGAGUAGAGCGAGGGAGACGGGGUGGGGGGGAGGGGGGGGUAAAAACAGAAAGGUGAAAGGAGGUUGAAAGUCUCCUCCUGAAUUGCUUCCACCGUGCUAUCUUUGUAUCUAUGCCACUCCUCUGUUAAAAUGAAUGCAGGCAGAACACCGAGCUGAAGUUUUUUUUCCCCAAAAAAAUGUUAAUGCAAACCUGUCCACCUGACUUCUCUUAUGUUUACAGUCAGUUUGUAAAAGUAAAGGAGGUAUUAGUUUAAUGAUGUGGGGCAACCCUUAGUUUGUUUUUCUGGGCCCUUGUGUGUCUGUGUGAAUUUCUAAUGUUAGGCAAAGUUAGUCUGACAUCCACGCUGGGACCAAGGGCACGCGCUGGUCAGCACCAAGUAUCCUGGCCUCGGACAAGGCCGGGAGGCUGCCUGUUCAAAUGCAUUUCACUUUGCGGGUUUCAUGGAGUGGGUAGCAACAGAAGUGCAGGGUGUGGUCUGUGCUCGAAGACGAAGUUGGCAUGGUGUCUUUGUCAUGUUUUCAACCCUGAAUGUGUGGUUUCAUCCACACAUCCAGUACUCUGUUUGGUCUGUAUUAAGGUUAUUGCUUCUGUUUCCAAUAGUAAUAAACGUGGAAUUUAAAAUUGUG